This is a messenger RNA of Macrosiphum euphorbiae (potato aphid), 1767 nucleotides long. Lineage: Eukaryota; Metazoa; Arthropoda; Insecta; Hemiptera; Aphididae. The record is from the annotation of a GenBank genome assembly.
AUGUUUGUUGAAGAUUUAGUCAAAGGAUUUUAUGACAUAAUUUCAAAAAAUAAAAUUUUGAUUUUGGUUAACUAUGAUGUGGAUGCAAUUUGUGCUGUGAAAAUACUUCAGUGCAUAUUACGUUUUGAUAAUAUAGUUUAUGUGCUUGUACCGGUAAAAACUGUUACAGAGUUAAAAAAAGCUUUUGAAGAGCAAAAAGUCGAUGUAAAGUAUGUUGUAUUAAUCAAUUGUGGUGGUACAUUAGAUAUAAUAGAAAUAUUAGAACCAGAGGAAAAUAUUACUUUUUUUGUUGUUGACAGUCAUAGACCUACAGAUAUAUGCAACAUUUAUAGUAGUUCUCAGGUUAGAGUACUAACCCCCCCUGACGAUGAGGAAAAAAUUCCUGAUUUUGAAGACAUUUUCAAUGAAAAUGAAUCAUCAGAUGAAGAUGUCGAUUCCGAUGAACUGGAUGAAGAAGAAUCUGAUACUGUUAAUGUUAAUGCCAAUAGCGUUGAAGAACAACAAAACAAAAGAAGAAAACUUGAUCAAAGUACACUAGUUAAAAGAAGGGAAAGAAGAAGAUGGGAAGAAAAUAGAAAAAAAUUGUUAUUUGAUUACACUCAAUUUUCAUACUAUGGGCGUUCGGCUGCAAUGUUAAUGUUUGAUCUUGCUUGGAAAUUACACAGAGAAUCUGUUGAUUUAUUGUGGUGGGGAAUUGUUGGUGUGACUGAACAAUACAUCUUGGGCAAGACAGAACGUAUGCGUUACCUUAGAGAAGUAGAAUUGAUAGCCGGUCACAUUGGUCGUAUUUGUGAUUCUACAGCUAUUAAUGAUGAUGAAGAUAAUAUGUCACAAUCUUCAAUGCCUAAACCCUCAAACACUUCUACACAUCUUCGAAUUGAAUCCGAAAAAGAUCUACUAUUGGCUCUAUACAGACAUUGGACAAUUGAAUGCAGUCUUCGAUAUUCAAUGUUUACAGCAGUAUCUUUGAAACUUUGGACGAUUAAAGGGGAAAAAAGACUAAAACAAAUAUUAGCAGAAAUGGGGUUACCUUUAGCAGAAAGUCGUCAAAUGUACCAUUCAAUGGAUUUAAGUUUACGUAAACAAUUUUAUGGUAUGAUGGAAAAAAUUUCCAAUACCCAUAACUUAUUACAAAUGACUUAUCCUUCGUUUAUGCUACAUCAAGGAUUUAAAACGAGGUAUCAAUGUGCUGACUAUGUUUAUUCAAUGGUUGCUACAUUAGAAACCAAUUCUCGUGAAAGUUCCCCUACCCAGUGUUUUUAUAACACAAUGGAUUCGUUGUCCAGAUCAAAAAAAGAUUUUUUAGACCAAGGAAUAGAAAAAGCCAAGUGGAUAUUGUCCAACAUGUUUAGGCAUGUCCAGGCAGCAUUAGACAUGAGACAAGUCAUAUUAGCUGGGCCGUUUUACUAUUUAAUUGUACAAGAGGGUACAUUGCAUUCUCAGCACUAUUCCAAUCCUCACUGCUUAAUUAUGUUAGCAUCAUUUGCGCUAAGAGCUCAAGUAGCUUCAUCAAGAAAAAUCAAAGCUACUCGUUUGCCAUUAAUUGCUUCAGCAACUCUAGAUUCAGAUCAAGAUACAUGUUUAGUAGUUGGUAUCCCUCCUAUCACCGAGUCAAUGCCUAGAAGUUUUUUUGGAAAAGCAUUUGAACAAGUUUCCAACAAAACGAAUAUUGAAGUUUCAUUGGAUUACUUCGAUUCAUCUAUUGCAAAAAUGCAAACUAAAGAUCGACCAAAGUUUUUUGAUGCCCUGACAGCGUUACUUAGUUGA